This is a messenger RNA of Colletotrichum aenigma, 864 nucleotides long. Its product is annotated as putative methyltransferase. The record is from RefSeq and is a predicted model, not a curated record. Bases 1 to 864 code for a protein of 287 amino acids. The transcript has 4 exons. NCBI's taxonomy places the organism in Eukaryota, Fungi, Ascomycota, Sordariomycetes, Glomerellales, Glomerellaceae.
AUGACGGACACGGCCACCGCCAACAAGGCUUACUUCAAUAAACUUGCUGCCGAGUACGACACCAAGUACGAGAAGACCAUUUGGCAGCUUGAACGAGAGAUUCGCAAGCGCAAAGAUUUCAUCGGCGUGGACUGGGUCGACGAAGACGACGACGAGGAUGAAGAUGGAGGCGACGAGAACAGCGGGAAGCCCGCCGCCGCCGAAACAAAUCCGGCUACCGACAGCAGGCCGGUGAGACUGCUCGACUACGCUUGUGGCACCGGCCUGAUAUCAAGGGCUCUCGCCCAGUUUACCACGCAUUGCGUCGGCAUUGACAUCUCGGGGAACAUGGUGGCCGCUUACAACGCCCGGGCCGAAAACCAAGGCCUGAGCACCGACGAAAUGCGCGCGUAUGUAGGGAACCUCACGGAUUCCGCCGACCCGGACCCGGCCGCCUUCGCCGGCGCCGGGUUCCGUGAUUUCGAUGUCGCCGGCGUCGGGCUGGGUUUCCACCACUUUGCGGACCCGGAGUACUCCGCAAAGAAGCUGGUCGAACGGCUCCGGCCCGGCGGCGUCUUUAUCAUUCUCGAUUUCCUGCCGCACGAGAAGAUGCACCACGGUCUGCCGGCCGCGCACACCGUCAUGCACCACGGGUUCUCGAAGGAGAGGAUGCGUGCCAUCUUUGAGCAGGCCGGGGCCGGGAAGGACUUUGCCAUGGAGGAGCUUGGGAGCGGCGUUGUGUUUGGUGGGCAUGGGCAUGGGCAUGGUGAAGGUCACGGCCACGACCACGGUGACGGGCAUGAUCAUGGCCAUGGUCACGGACAUAAUGCACCGAAAGAGGGGAUGAAGAGACGCGUGUUCCUGGCUCGUGGAACCAAAGUUUAG